AUGUCGAGUGCGCCUGAACAUGCCGAAGCAGACUCAUACAAAGCAUCAGGCUUUAGCAAUCGUAUGGGCUGGGGCAAACGGCCAGCUCUUAUUUUGAUUGAUGUCUGCGCAGCCUACUUCACUGCAGGAUCACCGCUGGAUUGCAGCUCUAAUCCGGCUGCUACUACUGCACCAAGUGUCAUGCGGCGGCUGGUGCAGGCGGCUCGAGAAGCCAAGGUUCCGGUGGUCCAUACUCAGGUCCUCUAUACCAAGCAAGAUAUGUCCGAUGCUGGACUGUUCUACUUGAAAGCUCGACCGUUGGACGUGUGGCUCAAGGGCAAUGCCCGUGGUUACGACGCUCUCCUCCCGGGCUUAGAGCCGCUCGAAGGCGAAGAAAUCAUCGUAAAGAAGCACGCUUCUGCCUUUUUCGGAACUGAGCUUGCUGGAACACUGCAUCUACUCGGAGUGGAUACCGUGGUCAUAGCGGGUGUAAGCACGUCUGGGUGUGUGAGAGCAACCACAUUGGAUGCAAUGCAGCACAACUAUCGUCCUAUGGUCGUUGCCUCCGCUUGUGGCGACAGAAGUCAAGCCAUCCACGAUGCAAACAUCUUCGAUAUGGAUGCUAAGAUGGCGGAUGUUGUGGGCGAAGAUGAGGCGAUUGAGAAGCUAAGAGCUGGCUGGCCCAAGGAAUGA
Pseudocercospora fijiensis CIRAD86 is the source of this 672-nucleotide messenger RNA. RefSeq lists its product as uncharacterized. Bases 1 to 672 code for a protein of 223 amino acids. The transcript is spliced from 2 exons. The record is from RefSeq and is a predicted model, not a curated record. Lineage: Eukaryota; Fungi; Ascomycota; Dothideomycetes; Mycosphaerellales; Mycosphaerellaceae.